CUAUGGAGUGUCGAAAUAAAACAGGAGUUCCAGCCCGGAAACUAAUCCAAGCUCGACUGCCCUUCAAACGCUUGAAUCCCAUACCAAAGGAGAAAAACGACACAAAUCCCGAAGUGAAAAAAGCCAGGAGCGUGCAGAACGCCCUCGAUCAAAACGCAGCCUACCCUGACUCGCCGCAUCCAUUGUCGGACAAUGUGGAAAACAGUUGCGAGGAAGAAACUGAAUCCCUUGUUCCAAAACUGGUUAAUGGCAAGGGUCCCCUAGAUAACUUUGUGAAGAUAAGUAUAAAAAAUGAUACAAGUCAGUCUCGGCUCUUCAUAGACUUGACGGAUGACCCUCCUCACAGGCUGGAUGAGGACACGGGUCGCACCGAGUCCAGCGUCCGAGUAGCAUCUCCGGGGGGAACCCCAAAGGAGAAAGAAGGCCAGGCCACGUCCCCAGAUUCCUCUUGCAACGCCCAGGAGGUGGAUCCUUGUUUAGAAACCGGCUUAGAUAUAACAGAUAAGGAAUUACCAAGCGCGGCAUCCACUGGGCUAGAAACUAAUAUUUCCACAGAGGAUAAACCUCAGAAUGUCAUAUUUGAACGGAAAAUGCCAGUCGUGGUUCUGGAGGACAUCUUGGUCAGCAGAUCUCCUCAAGCUGCAGCUUUGGAAAGAAGCACAAACUCUGAAAACGAAACCCUGGAGUCCUGUCCCGAAGAGGAGACGCCGUGUACCAAUUCCUCCUCAAGUUCUGUCUCUCUCACCAGCUCCCCUGAGUCUCGGGCGACCAAGGAGCACAACGUUAAUCCACUAGCUGCUUCAACACCGGUGUGGAAGGCUUCUUCAAAGGUCCAUCGAAGUUCUGAGGAGAAGGAGAAACUCAAGCUACAGAGGGACCAAGAGCGUGCAGAAAAACUUCAGAAGCUGGAAGCUGAACGGGAGGAGAAGAGACAGCUGAAAAAGGAAGCCCAGGUUGCAAAGGAACGUGCCCGAGAGGAGACAAAGAGGAAGAAAGAGGAAGAGAAGGAGCUGAAGGAUAAAGAAAGGAGGGAGAAAAAGGAGAAAGAUGAAAAAGAGAAAGCUGAAAAGCAACGAGCAAAAGAAGAAAAACGGAAAGAGAGGCAGGAAGCUCUGGAGGCGAAAUUAGAAGAGAAAAGAAAAAAGGAGGAAGAAAAACGCUUAAAAGAAGAAGAGAAGCGCCUCAAAGCAGAGAAGGCUGAAAUCACCCGGUUCUUUCAAAAACCAAAAACCCAGCCGGCUCCAAAAACUCUGGCAGGCUGGUGUGGGAAGUUUGCUCCCUUUGAGAUCAAGGAGAACAUGGUCCUUUCUCCCCUUUGCCGGGUGCCCUUCGAUCAGGGCCUCUCCGACCGAAUGGACAGGUCGGUGCAGAAGCAGAGCUGCGACUCUUCUUUCCUGGAAGAGCUGAAGAGUCGGGACCCUAGGAAAUCGGAGCCCACCCUUGUCGGCAGCCCCAGCGCUGACGGGAUUAACAGCGAUGUGGUCAUUGUGAGUAGCAGCCAGGCAGAAGAUGUCCCCGAAAGGAAGAAAUUCGGCAGAAUGAAACUCCUGCAGUUCUGUGAGAAUCACCGGCCUGCCUACUGGGGCACGUGGAACAAGAGAACGUCCGCGAUAAGGCCUCGAAACCCUUGGGCCAAAGACGUGAAGCUCCUGGACUAUGAAGUUGAGAGUGACGAAGAGUGGGAGGAGGAGGAACCGGGGGAGUCCCUCUCUCACAGCGAAGGGGAUGAGGAAGAAGAGGGUGGAGAGGAGGAAGAUGAUGACGAUGGCUUUUUUGUUCCCCAUGGAUACCUUUCGGAGGAUGAAGGCGGGACUGAAGAAUGCGAUCCCGAAAACUACAAAGCCCGGCAGAAGCUGAAAGCCAAGGAGUGGGACGAGCUGAUCACCAAGGGGAAGAGAUUCCGCAUCUUGCAGCCGGUGAAGAUCGGUUGCAUUUGGGAAAGCGAGCAGAGCGGUGCCGUCACAACGGCAGAAAUGGGGAUCCUGCAGCAAUUUACGGCUUCUGUCCUGGAUGUCGGUUUUGCAGAGGAAGAUUUGAUAGAGAAAAGCAACAAAAACAGAACAAAAGACCAACAAAUUCUGGCUCAGCUGCUUCCUCUACUUCACGGCAACGUGAACGGAAGCAAAGUCAUCAUUCAUGAGUUCCAGGAACGUUGCCGCUUGGCAUUGCUGUCGGACCCCAACAAUCCGGUCUCCUCCCUGGGCAGCGGAGAUGCCAGCUCCAAGGUCCCUCAAGGCCAGUCUCCGGCCUGCGAGAACGCCGUUCCUUCCAAAGCCAGGCUGAAGAAGAUCAUCUCCGAGAACUCUGUUUACGAGAAGAGGCCCGAGUAUCGGAUGUGUUGGUACGUGCACUCCGAGGUCCUGAAGAGCUUUGGCCAGGAGCACCUGCCUGUGCCUUGCCAGUGGAACUACAUUACCCAGCUUCCAUCCGUGGCCAAGGAAGAAGCGGGCAGUUUGCAAGGAGGCGCGGCAACCCAGACCACCCCAGUAUCCGCAAAACGGAAGUCGACGCAAAGCAUGUCAAUAACCAAGUUCAUGAGACCCCCGGGGACCGAGCAGGCGGAAAUGACAGAGAUGGAUGGAUUUCAGGCAGACACCGAGGAAGAUGACGACGAUGAAUGCAUCAUCGUAGAUGUACAGCCAAGCCAAGGCAAGCUGGCUAAUUCAGCGCCGGAACGGAAGACCCCCAAAGCAGAACCAGCUGCUGCGGCUGCCGGAAACUUCCCUGACCCCUUUUGAUAUAUGCAUCCCUAUUCUUUCCCUCCCCCGCUCCCCUUUUUGUACGUAUGUAGAAUUCUUUUAGCUUAUUGUAAAACCCUUGUGUAUCUUUUUUUUUUUCCCCUGUACGAGAUACUUGAACGUACUGUGUUCCUUGUAAAGAGAAGACAGCACUUUGUUCGGCUCCAAACCGGUGGACG
Molecule: messenger RNA, 2917 nt
Organism: Notechis scutatus (mainland tiger snake)
Lineage: Eukaryota; Metazoa; Chordata; Lepidosauria; Squamata; Elapidae
Source: RefSeq, a predicted model, not a curated record